AUGGUAUCAGAAACGGCAGGAGCAGCUGCUGCACGUGUCACAAUACCCGACACCCCAUACACAAUCCUCGAGCAACCACUUGGGACUGAAUCCCAUGUACGAAUCGUCACAAUCGGAGCUGGAGCAAGUGGAAUCAACAUGAUCCGCACCCUACGAACAUCCCUCACAAACUACACCCACAUCGUCUACGAAAAGAACCCCAAAGUCGGCGGCACGUGGUACGAAAACCGAUACCCUGGUUGCAAAUGCGAUAUCCCCGCUCACAACUACCAAUACUCCUGGAAACCGAAUCCGGAAUGGAACUCCUUCUUUGGUUCUGCGGAAGAGAUCGAAGCUUAUUUCUGUGGGGUAGUUGAGGAGGAAGAUUUUGGUAGGGAGAUUAAGACUGAGCAUCGGGUUGUGCAGGCGAGGUGGAAUGAGAAGGGGGUUUGGGAGUUGAGGAUUGAGGAUUUGAGGUCUGGGAUAGUGUUUGAUGACUAUUGUCACUUUUUGCUGAAUGCUUCGGGGAUUUUGAAUAACUGGAAAUGGCCUCAAAUACCCGGUCUCCAUGAUUUCAAAGGCGACCUCGUUCACAGUGCAAAUUGGCCGGAAAACUUCGAAUAUCCCGGAAGGAAAGUGGCGGUCAUUGGCAAUGGCUCCUCUGGUGUUCAGAUUGUCCCAGCUUUACAACCCGGUAAUUGGAUUGCUCCACCAUCGUAUAAAACAUGGAAAUCCGGCAAGGUCGCCGAAAUUCUUGGAAGUUUGGACAUGGACGGAGAAAACUUCACCCCUAAACAAAUCGAGAAGUUCAAGACUUCACCGGAAUACUAUCUUGAAUUCGUUAAAGCUGUCGAAGAGCAGAUCAACGGAAGAUUCCCUAUGAUGCUGAAAGACAGCGAACGUCAAGCUCAAGCAUUCAAACUGUUAUCUAUUUACAUGACCACUCUUCUUGGAAAUGACAAGCUCCUCUGCAAAGCCCUCAUUCCCUCCUUUGCCGUCGGUUGUCGAAGACUCACUCCAGGACCUGGAUACCUCGAAUCUCUAACAAAAGAAAAUGUCCGCGUUGUAACAGAAAACAUUGCCAGAGUUGUCCCAACAGGCAUUGAGAUCGCUACCGGAGAAGUAGUAGAAGUCGAUUCCUUGAUCUGUGCCACUGGCUUUGAUUUAUCUUUCCGACCACGCUUUCCUGUAAUAGGAAGGAAAGGCAACCUCCAAGAUCUCUGGACGGAGAAUUUACCUCGAGCAUACAUGUCCUGCGCUGUUCCUGAUUUCCCCAAUUAUUUUAUGUUCCUCGGCCCCAAUUCUGCCAUCGGUCACGGCAGCGUCAUCACAAUCACAGAGCACAUAUCCCGCUACAUCUGCUCCAUCAUCCAAAAAUGCCAAACCGAAGGCAUUUUAUCUCUUUCACCCAGCCAUGCCGCGCUCUCGGCCUAUAGUGAACACAUUGACGCCUUCAUGCCGCGCACAGUGUGGUCUGAGACUUGUAGAUCAUGGUUUAAGAAUGGGAAAGAGACCGGACCGGUUACGGCACUUCACCCAGGAAGCAGGAUCCAUUGGUUCCAUAUGCUGGAGAUGUUUAGAGGGGAGGAUUUUGAGUACGUCUAUGAGAGGGGGAGGUUUGGGUAUUUGGGGAAUGGGUUCUCGACGAAGGAGCUGGAGGGCGGUGAGGAUAAGACUUGGUAUUUAGGGACGCUGGGGGCGAAUAAUUGA
This is a messenger RNA of Hyaloscypha bicolor E, 1689 nucleotides long. Its product is annotated as FAD/NAD(P)-binding domain-containing protein. The record is from RefSeq and is a predicted model, not a curated record. Lineage: Eukaryota; Fungi; Ascomycota; Leotiomycetes; Helotiales; Hyaloscyphaceae. The coding region runs from base 1 to 1689 and encodes 562 amino acids. The transcript is spliced from 5 exons.